AUGUCUCAAGCUGAUGACGGCGAGGAUAUCAAGCCGAAGCUGAAUCUCACCAUCAAUUAUGAAGGCAAACUUGUAACGGUGAAGGUGAAAGCCAAUAUGCAUUUCAAGAAGAUUUUUUCUGUGGCAGAGUGUGGCUUAUGGCAUAGUAUAGGAACAUUCAAGUUUGUAUUCGAGGGUGAACGUCUCAAUCCUGUCGACACACCAGCAGGGCUCGGUAUGGAGGACAACGACCAAAUCGACGCACACGUGCAGCAACAAGUUCGAGGCGGCGGAUGGAAGAGGGAAGCUUUUCGAAGAUGCUAG
Molecule: messenger RNA, 303 nt
Organism: Heterobasidion irregulare TC 32-1
Lineage: Eukaryota; Fungi; Basidiomycota; Agaricomycetes; Russulales; Bondarzewiaceae
Exons: 5
Coding region: 1-303 (100 amino acids)
Biological process (GO): protein sumoylation
Cellular component (GO): nucleus
Molecular function (GO): protein tag activity; ubiquitin-like protein ligase binding
Source: RefSeq, a predicted model, not a curated record